This is a messenger RNA of Soboliphyme baturini, 560 nucleotides long. The record is from the annotation of a GenBank genome assembly. Lineage: Eukaryota; Metazoa; Nematoda; Enoplea; Dioctophymatida; Soboliphymatidae.
AUGGCCAGCCGGAUGUCACUCUUCCGAGCACCGCCCUUCCGGUCCCGAAAGAGCUCUGGAGGCUUGUUGAUCACAUCAGUCGUUACGGACUUGAGCAGGAAGAUCUGUUCGGUCAAGCGGGCUCUCAUUCCGAAUUUCUGGCCAUUCGCGACGCGCUGGACACAGGUUUUCCUGAGCAUCUACCUGGAAGUGUACAUUCCGUGGUCGAGGCGUUGCUACGAUUUCUCGACUCAUUACCUGAGCCGGUAGUUCCUCGCCAAUUUCUCGAGCAGUGUUUAUGGGGCUGCAACGGCUGGGCCGACUGCAAGAAGGUGAUCACUCAGUUUCCAAAAAUACAUCAUGAUGUGUUUCUGUACAUCAUCAGCUUCCUGAAAGAAGUUCUGGAAUUUUCCAAAACCAACGGCACAAACGCGAAUUUUAUCGCGGCCAUAUUUGCGCCCAUACUUCUUCGGUUCAACGAGUCGGUCCGCGACACGUUUUUUCAGCGGGCACAGCAUCAGCACAGAAUGCAGCAAGCCAUUCAGUUUGUGCUCAAGUUUUUGGCUAACGGCAACGUCUGA